AGCCCGUUGGUCCGGCGGCCAUGGCGCGCGAGCUGUGCCUCCUCAGGGCCUUCAGGGCGCUCGGGGCCCGCGGCCCCCGCUGCCUCGCCGCCACCCCCACCCGCGGCCGCACAGGGAGAACAGCUCUAGGCCCGUGGAGGAGUGCAGCCCAACCUGUGAAUCUCCGAUGGAACUUCGGCGUGUCCAGCAUCUUUGCCAGUCAGCAGUACAGUACGCAGGCAGCCGAGAACAAGGAGGAUCCACUGCACACGAUCAUCAGCAGCACCGAGAGUGUGCGAGGAUCGGUCUCAAAACAUGAGUUCCAGGCUGAGACAAAGAAGCUUUUGGACAUCGUCGCUCGUUCCUUGUAUUCAGAAAAAGAGGUUUUUAUUCGGGAGCUGAUUUCCAACAGCAGUGAUGCCCUAGAAAAACUACGGCACAAGCUGAUGUCCGAAGGCCAGGCUCUGCCAGAAUUGGAGAUCCACUUGCAGACAGACAGUGAGAAAGGCACCAUCACCAUCCAGGACACUGGCAUCGGAAUGACCCAAGAAGAGCUAGUAGCCAACCUGGGAACAAUUGCCAGAUCAGGCUCAAAGGCAUUUCUGGAUGCUUUGCAGAAUCAGGCCGAGGCCAGCAGCAAGAUCAUUGGCCAGUUUGGAGUGGGCUUUUACUCGGCCUUCAUGGUGGCAGACAAGGUGGAGGUUUACUCCCAGUCGGCGGUCCCCGAGAGCCCCGGCUACCAGUGGCUAUCGGACGGGUCAGGGGUGUUUGAAAUCGCCGAAGCUUCUGGAGUACGAACCGGGACCAAAAUAAUCAUCCAUCUCAAAUCGGACUGCAAAGAGUUUGCUAGUGAAGACCGAGUGCGAGAGGUUGUGACAAAAUACAGUAAUUUUGUCAGCUUCCCCCUGUACCUGAAUGGGAAACGCAUCAAUACUUUACAGGCACUCUGGAUGAUGGACUCCAAGGAUAUCGGUGAAUGGCAGCAUGAGGAGUUCUACCGUUACAUAGCCCAGGCCUUCGAUAAACCUCGUUAUACCCUCCACUAUAAGACCGAUGCCCCUCUGAACAUACGUAGUAUCUUCUACGUGCCAGAAACCAAGCCGUCCAUGUUUGACGUCAGCCGGGAACUGGGCUCCAGUGUUGCUCUCUACAGCCGCAAAGUUCUCAUCCAGACCAAAGCCUCGGACAUCCUGCCCAAGUGGCUGCGUUUCCUCCGAGGGGUGGUGGACAGCGAGGACAUUCCCCUAAACCUCAGCCGAGAGCUGCUCCAAGAAAGUGCCCUCAUCAGGAAACUCCGGAAUGUUUUGCAGCAGAGGCUCAUCAAGUUUUUUGUUGACCAGAGCAAAAAAGACCCUGAAAAGUACGCCAAGUUCUUUGAAGACUAUGGGUUGUUCAUGAGGGAAGGGAUCGUGACCAUAGCCGAACAGGAGGUCAAGGAAGAUAUUGCUAAACUCUUGCGUUACGAGUCGUCGGCUCUGCCCGCAGGGCAGCUGACCAGCCUUGCGGAAUAUGCCGGCCGCAUGCCGGCUGGCACCAGGAACAUCUAUUACCUGUGCGCGCCCAAUCGCCACCUGGCUGAGCACUCUCCUUACUUUGAGGCCAUGAAGCGGAAACACAUGGAGGUGCUCUUCUGUUAUGAACAAUUUGAUGAAUUAACGCUGUUGCACCUGCGAGAAUUUGACAAGAAGAAGCUGAUCUCCGUAGAGACCGAUAUUGUUGUUGAUCACUACAAGGAGGACAAGUUUGAGAGUGAUUCUCCAGCUCCCGACCGCCUGACAGAGAAGGAGGCAGAGGAUCUGAUGGCCUGGAUGAGAAAUGCUCUGGGAUCUCGGGUCACCAACAUUAAGGUGACAACACGGUUGGACACCCAUCCAGCCAUGAUCACGGUCCUGGAGAUGGGUGCCGCUCGGCACUUCCUGCGCAUGCAGCAGCUGGCCAAGACCAAUGAGGAGCGUGCUCAGAUCCUGCAGCCCACGCUGGAGAUCAACACUGGGCAUGCUCUGAUCAAGAAACUCAAUCAACUGAGGGUCAACCAACCUGAUCUGGCCCAAAUGGUGAUUGAUCAGAUAUAUGAGAAUGCCAUGAUCGCCGCAGGACUCAACGACGACCCAAGACCGAUGGUGGGACGUCUCAAUGAACUUCUCACCAAAGCCCUGGAGAAACACUGACUCCAGAAUCCCCGGCCAGCUCCUAGAUUCCAGAUAGAGGCUCUGUCCUCCUGUUCUUCUCCGUUCACCAACUUUGGCCCUUGGAGGGAUUGAAAUCGCUGUGGCUUUGAGGGCCCACUCGAUCCGACCUACCACGUGCACUGUGGUUGAGGAGGGGAACGAAAAGGUCUGCAAUUGACUGUAAUUAAGCAGCCACUUGCGACCUCCAUUUAGAUCCCGACGUCCCCCCGCCGUUGCGCAAACUCCAACUGCAAGCACGAAACCACAAAGCUGAAUGUAGGAAAGGGGAACGGGGUGGGGAUCCUGCUCUCAUUCAGUAAAAUUAAACCAUAUUUCUUCA
This is a messenger RNA of Ornithorhynchus anatinus (platypus), 2487 nucleotides long. It is a transcript of the gene TRAP1, whose product is annotated as TNF receptor associated protein 1. Gene Ontology annotation, molecular function: protein kinase binding; ATP binding; ATP hydrolysis activity. The coding region runs from base 21 to 2147 and encodes 708 amino acids. The record is from RefSeq and is a predicted model, not a curated record. The transcript has 18 exons. Gene Ontology annotation, biological process: protein folding. Lineage: Eukaryota; Metazoa; Chordata; Mammalia; Monotremata; Ornithorhynchidae. Gene Ontology annotation, cellular component: mitochondrial inner membrane.